This is a messenger RNA of Trichoplax adhaerens, 345 nucleotides long. RefSeq lists its product as uncharacterized. The coding region runs from base 1 to 345 and encodes 114 amino acids. Gene Ontology annotation, molecular function: protein binding. Lineage: Eukaryota; Metazoa; Placozoa; Uniplacotomia; Trichoplacea; Trichoplacidae. The transcript has 4 exons. The record is from RefSeq and is a predicted model, not a curated record.
AUGGGAUACAAUAAUAUCGUUGUAAUCCUGGCCGAUCGUGGUGCUAACUUAAAUAUCAACUCUAAGUUAGGGUUUACUCCUUUACAUUAUGCAUGCAAAGAAGGUCAAUUUCAAUGUGCCAAGACUUUAAUUGAAAAAGGAGCAGAUGUUAAUGCAAUGUCAUCAAUAGGAUUUACUCCGCUUUAUGUAGCAGCUCAAGGAAAUUUUGUCGAUAUAGUGAAGUUAUUGUUAAAGCACGGAGCCGAUCAUCGCAGACCUUUACGGGUUGGAAGAUUUAUUCCUCUACAUGUUGCCCAAAAGCAAGGUCAUGAAAAUGUUGUUCGAAUUUUAUCGGAAGCCAACUAA